CGGGACUUUAUCGGCAUUAACUCUAGGCUAAUAAUGAGGCAGCCUGUCCUUAUGGGCGGCACGCGCGAGGCGCGCCCUCCCUUGUCAGAUUGAGCUCAUGUAACACGUCGCUGUUGGAUGAUUAAGUCUUUGAGGGCGCCGCCGCCGCCGGCGGGCAAGCCCGCGCCUCCCACGGCCGCGGCGCGGGCCGAGGACCACGUUGCUACCGUGCUCGACGGCUCGGCGACGACGUGGGCUCGCAUCAAAGCCGCGAGCGACCUCGGCCGGGAGAUCGAGACGAUCAGGCGGCAGGGCCUCCCCGUCGGCGGCCUGGCCGCGGGCGCCGCGCCGCUCAUGGACGCGCUGCUGGAGCUCGUGGGGUACGCGUCGAAGCAGCAGCGCCUCUGGCAGGUCUGGUCGAUCAAGGCGCCGCCGCCCGGCGAGGCCACGGCGCGGCCGGCGCCGCCGGGCGCCGAGCUCACCGUCGCCGACGCGCGGACGGCGCGGCAGAACUGCGCGACGGUGCUCGGCCUCGUCGAGCUGCUCGCGGCCGGCGACCGCGCGGCGGCGCCCAGCGCGCGCGAGCCGCUCCGGCACCUGCCGGCCGAGCCCGAGAGCGUGCUCGCGCGGGCCAAGGUCAUGCGGCACGCGCUCGCGCGGAAGAAGCGCCGCGCGCGCGACGAGCUGAACCGCGAGCUCGCGGCCGCACGCGCCGAGGUCGCGCGGCGCCUCGCCUCGGAGGCGGCGGACGCCGACGACGCCGACGCCAGCGACGGCGGGGACGCGCCGGAGGACUCGGCGCCAACGGAAGACACCUUUUUUGACGCGGAGGCGGCGCUGGCGGCGCUGAACGCCGCGUCGGACCCGGACCGCGGCGUCGAGGCCAAGGUCGAGGCCGUCGAGCGGUCGCAGCCCAAGCCAGGCACCGUGACCAUGUCGCACGCGCUCGCCGCCUACGUCCAGAAGCUCGACGCGCGCGCCGCGUCCGCCGCGGCCGCGGUGCCGCGCUACGACCACCGGCGGUCGGUCGCGCGCGCGAACGCGCCCGGCGGCUACGUGCGGACGCGGCGCGGCGCGUACCGCGCGGCGGUCGCGCCGCCGCGGCGGCGGCGGCCGAUGGUCGCCUUCCUCGACGACGUCGCGGCGCCGCGCGACCUCGCGCGCGCGCCGCUCCGCCGCUCCGGCUCGGCGCCGGGCGCGCCGCUCGACGCCGACGCGGCGCUCGGCUACCGCGCGCCGCAGCUCGUCGUCGCCGCGCCGCGGCCGAGGCCGUCGCGCGGCGACCCGCUCGCCGUCCCGCCGCGCGCGCGCGACGCCGUCGAGCGCGCGCGGCGGCCCGCGACGUCCGACGCCGUCCUCGACGAGUACGAGCGCGUCGCCGCGCUCCGGACCUACGCGGGCAUGGCGCUCCGCGACCCCGCGCACCCGCGGGCCGCCGCGCUCCGCGCGCUGCUUCCCGACGCCGCGCGCGCCGCGCGGCGGCCCGCGUGGCUCGAGCCGGCGCUCGCGCCGCUCGCGCGCCCCCCGGCCCUGACGGCGACGGCGCCGCCUUCGCUCCUGACGGCGGCCGCGGCGCCGGCGCGGCCCACCGCCCCGCUCGCACUCGCGACUUCGACGACGACGACGACGACGACGACGACGACGCUCGCCGCCGCGCCGCUCUCGGCCGAGGCGCCCCCGGCGGCGGAGCCGCUCGUCGCCGUCUCCGCGGCGAGCGUCGAGCGCGCGGUCGCGUGGACGCCGCGGCGCGGCGCGCGGCCGACGCCGCCCGCGACGCUCGACGGCGGCAGCAGCCUCGGCCGCGGCACGAGCCUCUGGUCGGCGUCGUCGCCGUCGCGCGCCGGCGCGCCGCGCGAGGCCAUGUCGCCGCCGGCGGUCGGCGGCUGGGACUCGUACGCGGCGCGCGAGGCGCGGCGGACGGCCGUGGACGCGGACGCGCCGGAGGCCGCGGGCGGCGCGCUGCCCGCGGCGCUCGCGCUCUACGACGGCGGCGACGACGAGCGCCGCGCCGUCGCGCGCGUCGCCGCCGCCGAGGCGCGCGCCGGCGCGCGCGCGGCCGCCGGCGCGCCGCCGGCGUUCCGGCCGGCGGUCGCCGCGGCGCGCGCGGAGCGCAAGGAGGCGACGCGCACGCUGCGGCGCGCCGCCGCCGAGGCCAAGGCCGCGUGGCGCGCCGCGCGGACGCGCGCGAUCGUCCAGCACGGGCCCGUGGAGGCGUGGGCGCCGGGCGACGACGCGGCGAUGGCGCGCGUCGCGGCGUCGCGCGACGUCAUGCUGCGCGCCGAGGCCAAGGCGGCGGCGACGCACCGCGUCGAGGCGCACGCGCGCGUCGACGCGCAGCUCCGCGCGCUGCCGCUGCGGCUGCUCGCGAGCGCCUUCUGCGGCGGCGCGACGGCGGCGGCGGCCGCCGCGGCCGUGCGCGACCGGCUGCGGGCGGCGCUGGGGCGCUGGGUCGAGGAGUUCGAGCGCGCGCAGCGGACGGCGGCGCUCGCGCUCUGGCGCGUCGCGGGCCUCGAGCUGCGGCGCGCCGAGGCGCGCGUCGCGUACGCGCGGCACGCGGGCGCGCAGAAGCUCGGCCGCUUCCUCGCGCGGUGCCGGCGCCGCGGCGCCACGCGGUGCCUCCACAAGUGGGUCUCGCGGACGGGCUGGGCCAUCUUCUUCGAGCGCGCGGCCGGCGCGCUCCGCGUGCAGACGUGCUACCGCCGCGCGCGCGAGCGCGCGCGCUUCGUCGCCGCGCACGACGCGAACCCGCUCUACGCGUUCGCCGCCGUCGCGCUCGGCGAGGCGCGCGCCGCCGCGGACUGCGCGUUCCGCCUCGACGACCGCGUCCGCGCCGAGCGGCGCGAGAUGUGGUUCGCCGCGACGGUCAUCCAGGCGCGCCAGCGCCGCAACGAGUGGCGCGGCUACUACCUCCUCGCGCUGCGCGCGGCGACGGUCUUCGUCGCGCUCUACCGCAUGUGGCCCGUCCGCCGGCGCUACGCGCGCCUCCGCAACGCCGCGAUCUGCGUCGAGGCCUCGGCGCACAUGUUCCUCGCGCGGCGGCCGUUCCUGCGCGCGCGCGCGGCGGCGCGGACCGUCGCGCGGACCGUCCGCGGCCACCUCGGCCGCCUGCGGGCGGCGCGCGCGCGCGCGGCGCGGCGGCGCGCGCGCGAGGACGCCGUCGUCGCGCCGCGGACGGCGCAGCGCUACCUGCGCGGCUGCCUCGCGCGCGAGGCCGUCGCCGCGCACAAGCGCGAGCUCGCGAAGGAGGAGCGCUGCGCGCUGCGGCUCCAGUGCGCCUGGUACCGCAACCGCGACGCGUUCACGACGUUCCUGCUGCUGGGGUGCCUCCGGACGACGGACGAGGACGACAAGGCGCACGAGAAGCUCAUGCGGCGCUACAUGCGCGGCAAGGCCGCGACGCUCGUCAAGAAGCGCCACGGCGCGCACCGCGGGCGCGUCGCCAACGCCGCCGCGCGGCGCGUCCAGGGCGCGUGGCUCCGCUACGACUCGCACGACUACGUCAUGCGGCUGCGGCGCCAGAAGUGGGCCCGCCGCAAGAUCCGGUGCUUCCUGACGGCGCGCAUGAACCACCGCCACGACAGCUCGCGGCGCAUCGCCUUCUGCUGGUGGCGCGCGCUGCCCGGGCGCUUCCUCCGGCACCUCGAGCACGCGAUCGCGCGCUUCGAGGCCGGCGAGGAGCGGCUCGAGGCGGCGGCGCGCGAGGACGCCGCCGCGACGAUCCAGGCCGUCAUCAACGGGCAGCUCACGCGCGCGCGGCUGCGGAACGCCGCCGCGGCCGUCACGGCGCAGACGGCCGUCCGCGGGUGGCAGGCGCGCCUCGCCGCGCGCGCGCGCCGCGAGCGCCGCAAGGAGACGUUCGUCGGCCGCGCCGUCGACCGCCCGCUCCGCGACGCGCUGCUGUCGCGGCUCAACGACUACCGCCGCGCGCUCCACGUCUGGGCGGCGCCGAUCCAGGCGCGCGGCCGCGGGUGGCUCACGCGGUCGGCGCUGCGGCGCGUCGAGCGCGCCGCCGGCGCCUUCGCCGUCGCCGCCGCGACGAUCCAGCGCACGCAGCGGUCGCGCGCGCGCCUCGCGCUCGCGCGCGCGGCGGUCGCGGCCGCCAAGCGAGCGCGGCUCGGCGCGUACCGCUCGUGCGGCGCCGUCGCCGACGUGCUCGGCGCGGUGGCCUCCACGGCCGGGCCGCCCGCGGGCGGCGCCGAGCCGUGGCUCUGGUUUUCUCCCGCGGACCCCUGGGCCGGGGUGACCGCGGGCGCGCUGGCGCGGCGCGCGGGGCGGCCCGAGGCCGGGGCCAUGUUGGCGAACCGCCGCAUCUCGACGCUCCGCCAGCUCGCCGACCAUCGGCGCCGCGCCGGCCGCCUCAGCGCGCGACAGGAGGCCGACGAGGACGCGCUCGCGGAGUGCGCGAGCCUCGCGCGGGCCGUGCUCCGCCGGGCCGCCGGCGAAGGCGCGGCCGACGGCGACGCCGCGGCGCUCGAAGCCGCCCGGCCGCUCCGCGGCGACGAGCGGCCCCGCGCGAUCCUCGAAGUGUGCGCCCUCCGAUUCGGCAACCUGAGCCGCCGCCGCCGCGACGCCGGCGACGCGUCGGGCGUGGAGCUCGCCGCCCUGCCGCGGCCCUGCCAGGCGCUCGUCAAGGCGCUCGCCGACGGCGACCGGCCGGCGCCGCGCGAUCUCAGUCGCGCGGCGUACGCGCGCUUCGUCGCGCGGCACGGAGACGCGGCGCGGGCGCUGCAGGCGCUCGAGGACGGCGAGCUCGGGGGGCCGCCCUGGGCCGCGUCGAAGGCCGAGCGCGACGCGGACGACAAACGGAUUCGGGAGACCCUCCUGCACGGGCGCGUCGCGCUCGAAAAGUGCUGGGCGCUUCUCGAAGAGCGCGAGGGGGCGCUCGCGGCGGACGGGCUCCUCGGGUCGACGGUGCUCAGCGCGCUCGCCGACGGCGCGGCCGUCCGAGAGGUCGCCGCCGAGCGAAGCGCGGCCGCGGCGAAGGCCCUCGCGCGGGCCGAGGCGGAGGCGCGACAGCGCGCGGAGCAAAAGGACGCGCUCAAGCGGCUGUCCGCGGAGAAUGGCGGCGGCGGCGCGCGCGCCGCGAAGGCUCGCACGGCGAAGGGCUCGGGGCGAAAGCCGGACGCGCGGAAAAGGUAA
Messenger RNA from Pelagomonas calceolata, 5118 nucleotides. Lineage: Eukaryota; Pelagophyceae; Pelagomonadales; Pelagomonadaceae. The record is from the annotation of a GenBank genome assembly.